Molecule: messenger RNA, 1143 nt
Organism: Eimeria mitis
Lineage: Eukaryota; Apicomplexa; Conoidasida; Eucoccidiorida; Eimeriidae
Exons: 1
Coding region: 1-1143 (380 amino acids)
Source: RefSeq, a predicted model, not a curated record
AUGGAUGAAGAGGAGCUUUCUAUCGUAGAAGGGUGCUUGGACCUGGAGGAGGAGCUGGGGAUUCUCCAGCAAAGGGCGUUUUCUAGCUCUGAAGGUGACUCGUCAAGCCGAGUAAUGGGACUGGCUUCAAUGCUGUCAGAGGCUGCGGCAGCGAAGGAAUCAGUGCAAGAACUCCCCUACGAUGACAGGCAGCUGCGCUUCGGGGAGGUGUUGCGGGAGGGACAGAGUGGUUUUGAAUCUGAUAAGGGUGGUCUGGGACGCAUGGGUAUUCCUGCAUUACAGGCUUAUGUUGAACGCCGUGAACCCAGUGGUGUGGACGCUGGUCUGCACCCCGACUCCUGGUUGGAGUCGAUUCCAAGCAUCAGCAAUACGCCUGAAGGAGAGGGAAGGAUUGAGUCUCCGUGGGUUCCUUUUCACGAGUCAGAGACUGGAGAAGCGUCAGAGACUGGAGAAGCGUCAGAGACUGGAGAAGCGUCAGAGACUGGAGAAGCGUCAUCACCACCUGAUACGCAGCGAUGGCGUCAUGGCGAUCUUCGAGAACACCCGUAUUUUCGGGUGCCAGUGCUGGAGGAAGGUGUUGUUCCAAGGUAUCUUAAUCCAUCCGUUCUCUUUGAUGAAACACGCAAGAGGUUGUCGCCCCAUAUCUACCUCCUCACGUUGCGGAGCUUAUUUUCACGGAAGUCACUCAACCAGCAUGAUGUAGAUAUUCUCGUAAAUGCCGUUGAACGGCUGGUGACCACAUCGUGGCUUCGAAGUCGUAAGGAACCGAAAAGAGAAAGUCCCCAGUAUAUCGUUGAACACGUGGGUCACUACUUUCUUACAUUUGAUGCCAUCGUGUCGGCUAUCCAACUUUUGGGGGAACGUAUGCAACUUCACCUGUGGUGGGAGAAAUACGCGAGAAGCUUCAAUACGGACUACUACGUGUCCCCUGCAUUCUCCAAAACUUUGUUUGGAGUAGUGGACUUCAACAGGAGUUUGGCGAGGAGACUUAUCGCUGCCGUGGAUAUGUACAAACGGGGGCAGCGCCCUCCAGCCAGGGAAGUAAUUGCGCUGAAGACCUUGCUAUUCUGCUCUCCAACUGGGCGCCAUCGAUUUAAAGCUCCUGAAUGGGACCCCUGGCGGCAAGAUGGAGAGUCUUCCUAA